This is a messenger RNA of Diabrotica balteata, 700 nucleotides long. The record is from the annotation of a GenBank genome assembly. NCBI's taxonomy places the organism in Eukaryota, Metazoa, Arthropoda, Insecta, Coleoptera, Chrysomelidae.
UAUUUCUAGGUUGAAUCAAAAUAUUAAAAAUGUCAAAAAAUGUUUACAAAAUUUUUAGUGUUAUUUAAAAAUAUACAUUACAGUUUUUAACAAAUUACACUAUUAUAGUAACUCUUGUAUAUAAUAUGUGAAGUGGACAAAGAACCAUGCCAGGAGAUAUAGAACGUGGAAAAAAGCUAUAUAUGCAACGAUGUGCCAUGUGUCAUACUACAGAAGCCGGUGGAAAGCACAAAACAGGUCCCAAUCUGCAUGGAUUUAUCGGCAAAGUCGGAGGACAGAUCAGUGGAUUUAAGUUUUCAAAAGUUAACAAAGAGAUAGGUGUAUGGACCGAAGAAAAACUCGAUCAGUUGCUAGAGAAUCCUAAAAAGUUGAUGCCGGGAUCCAAAAUGAUCUUUAAAGGUUUGCAAGAUGCGCAGGCUAGGAAAGAUCUUAUCGCUUAUAUUAAAAGUAUUACCUAAGAAGGAACUUUAAGGGGAGUUAAAGUAGGAAACUUAAUCCAGGAGCAUAUGGUUUUAUGCACUGAUGUGUGUUUUAUCGACGGGUUUCCAACGAAGCGAUUUUAUUAUGUUUAUUAUUCGGAGCAUGCUAUAAGUGUCCAAACAUAAAUAUAACAGUAUUUUUCUUUAAAACAAUGUCUCAGCAAAUGUUUUACGUAUAUUCGAUAGUUUUGUACUUAUUUUGAAAGAAAAAUGGUUUUUUU